Molecule: messenger RNA, 1043 nt
Organism: Actinia tenebrosa (Australian red waratah sea anemone)
Lineage: Eukaryota; Metazoa; Cnidaria; Anthozoa; Actiniaria; Actiniidae
Molecular function (GO): ubiquitin-protein transferase activity
Source: RefSeq, a predicted model, not a curated record
CAACUGUGGACAUCAAAUCGAAAACCUGGACAAGUUUUGCCCUAAUUGCGGAAAAGGACAAACAGCAAGUGUAACUGUCCCUUCUGCAAGUUUUGCAGACAUUGCUGGUCCCUCAAGAUUAGGAAAAGAUCUAAGUGACACUGGUGCGUCUCAAAGUCGUGCCAUCAAAAGUUUUUCAUCCUUCCGAAAGUCGAAAGGAAAGCAGUGGAAGGAGAAGGUUUCAAAGAAUUCCCUUAAGGAGGAAAAAGAAGAAGAUGUCGGAAUUUGGAUUGGGCUAAUGGAGUUCAAUGGUAAAGAAUCCCGCCUUAAGGUUGUCCGUGGGAAAAGGGUCAUGCUAAGAAUUUCCAAUGUAGCAUCCUACAAGCAAAUCCAAACCGAGGCAGUCAAUAAGUUUCAAGCAUACCAUUCCAAUUGUUUUGUCGAAGGAGAAAAAUACCUCUUGCUUCUUGAGAGUGGCAAAGAAGCCCAGUUUUUGCCUGGAACCAAGGAAUUUUUUACAUUGAAAAGAUUUCGAAAGGAGGUUGGAAAAGACUAUAAAAACAUUGUCUUAUACCUAUGCAGGAAUGAUGACUUUGAUUUAAGCGAAUAUCCUCAAAACAGCACAUCUUCAGAGGAAGAUGAUGAUGAUAAUAAUCAGCAUCCAUUUAAGAAAUUAAAAGCCACACAGUUGAAAAUGGAUGAGAUGCUGGCUAGAAAAAUGCAGGCUGAAAUGAGUCAAGAAAGUGAAGGUUGCAGUGAUGAUCAAGUAACAGGUCACAACUCUUCAGAGGCAGAUAAUACAUGUAUGAAUCAGUGUCCAUAUAAUAAAUUCAAAGCCACACAGUUGAAAAUGGAUGAGAUGCUGGCUAGAAAAAUGCAGGAUGACAUAAGUCAAGAAAAUGAAGGUUGCAGUGAUGAUCAAGUAACAGGUCACCUGGUUGGUGGCGAUGGCAUUGGUAAUGGCAAAAGUACCCUUAGUUCUAAUCACUCCCAUAGUGCAACAGCCCAGUCAGGCCCAGAGUCAAAGUCCAAAACAAGAGAAGAGCAGUUUGACAGCCUGAGCA